AUGGAGAGCUGCAGGGGACCCGAGAAAGAAGAGGAGAACCAGGGAGGGGCUGAAAGGGAACUCCUCAAACUGUUGCCACAGAGGGAGGCUCCAGAGACAUCAAAGCGGAGGCAGAGAGGAGGCAGCCCCAACGCAGCAAUGACCCGCUUCAGCUGCUUCGGGCGGCUCCAGCUGUGGCCGCUGCAGGUGCUGCUGCUGCUAACUUUCGGGGCUCCAGUGACGCAAGCAGGAAUCCACUAUGCCACUGUAUAUUGGAACUCCUCAACAUCGACAGCAGAAGUCAAAGAUUCUUUAGACCCAGAUGGAGAUGCAUAUGGAUUUUAUAAUGACACUAUACAAACUACAGGCUGGGGGAUCUUGGAGAUAAAAGCUGGUUAUGGUGCUAAUUCCUUGAGCAAUGAACUUAUCAUGUUUGUAGCUGGCUUUUUGGAAGGCUACCUCACUGCAGAACACAUGUUUUAUCACCUUGAAAACCUGUAUCCCCAGAUGAUCAAGAAACCUGAUGACUUCAAAAAAGUGAAGGACUUUUUAGAGAAGCAAAAUGAUUGGGCCAGGCAACAAGUUGGUAAGAACAAGAAGAAUCCAUUUUGGAGACACAUAGGCUAUAUUCUGUCACAGCUUGAUGGGUUAUAUUUUGGAGCUGCAGAAAUGGCAAAAUCAGUUCAGAAAACGCCCUUGUCUGUUUUCCAGGUCCAGUUCCUGAAUGCUAUUGGAGAUAUACUGGACCUAUUACCUUCACUAAUGAUCCCAGGCAAUGCCUCACUGAACCGUUCUGUUGUGGAUGAAAUGGGUCAUUGCUCUGUUCUUAUUAAGGUCCUCCCUGGGUUCGAGAACAUCUUUUUUGCUCAUUCAAGCUGGUUCUCAUAUGCAUCUACACUUCGGAUAUACAAACACUGGGACUUCUCUAUCAAAGAUUCAGUGACUAAAAGUUCUCGUCAUUCGUUCAGCAGCUAUCCAGGUUUUUUGGAAUCUCUGGACGAUUUUUAUAUUCUCAGCAGUGGUUUGGUCCUGCUGCAGACCACCAACACCGUAUUUAACCGUACCCUACUGAAACAGGUGAUACCCGAAUCCCUUUUGGCUUGGCAAAGGGUCCGUGCUGCCAAUAUGAUGGCAGAUGGUGGCAAGAGGUGGGCAAAUAUCUUUUCAAAAUACAACUCCGGCACCUAUAACAAUCAGUACAUGAUCCUUGAUCUGAAAAAAGUGAAGCUAAAUGAAAGUCUUGGCAAUGAGACACUCUUCAUUGUGGAACAAAUCCCCAAGCUUGUGGAAUUCUCAGACCAAACUGAAAUUCUCAGGAAAGGAUAUUGGGCAUCCUACAACAUCCCUUUCCAUAAGACGACUUACAAUUUGAGUGGCUACCCAAUGUUGGUUAAGAAAUUUGGCUUGGAUUAUUCUUAUGACCUAGCUCCAAGAGCCAAAAUCUUCCGUCGGGACCAGGGAAAAGUGACAGACAUCAAUUCUAUGAAGAAGAUCAUGCGAUAUAACAAUUAUAAGAAUGAACCUUACAGCAGAGGAAAUCCUUGUAAUACUAUUUGCUGCCGGGAGGACCUGAAUUCAAGAAGACCUGUCCCAGCAGGUUGCUAUGACACAAAGGUGGCAGAUGUGUUUUUAGCAUCUCAGUUCACAGCCUAUGCCAUCAAUGGUCCCACAGUGGAUGAUGGUCUUCCUGUCUUCGAAUGGAAAAGGUUCAAUACAACUACUCACGAGGGUCUGCCAGAAGCCUACAACUUUGAUUUUGUCACUAUGAAACCUCUUCUAGAAGUUUGUGAAUUACAUAAAGAAAAAAAGAAAAGAUGUGGAAAGCAGGCCAAAAGGUGGAAAAGAAGGAACUAAAGGGUUUUAAAUAUAUAUGACAUAUAUAUAUUUUUUCAUAGCCUCACAAAUAAAAUCAUUGUUUU
This is a messenger RNA of Gracilinanus agilis (Agile Gracile Mouse Opossum), 1898 nucleotides long. It is a transcript of the gene PLBD1, whose product is annotated as phospholipase B domain containing 1. Gene Ontology annotation, cellular component: extracellular region. NCBI's taxonomy places the organism in Eukaryota, Metazoa, Chordata, Mammalia, Didelphimorphia, Didelphidae. Bases 1 to 1833 code for a protein of 610 amino acids. The transcript is spliced from 12 exons. Gene Ontology annotation, biological process: phospholipid catabolic process. The record is from RefSeq and is a predicted model, not a curated record. Gene Ontology annotation, molecular function: glycerophospholipase activity.